Messenger RNA from Nanorana parkeri, 1111 nucleotides. It is a transcript of the gene DNAJB1, whose product is annotated as DnaJ heat shock protein family (Hsp40) member B1. Gene Ontology annotation, biological process: negative regulation of transcription by RNA polymerase II. The coding region runs from base 13 to 1041 and encodes 342 amino acids. Gene Ontology annotation, cellular component: cytosol. The transcript is spliced from 3 exons. The record is from RefSeq and is a predicted model, not a curated record. Gene Ontology annotation, molecular function: protein-folding chaperone binding. Lineage: Eukaryota; Metazoa; Chordata; Amphibia; Anura; Dicroglossidae.
CCUCCCACCAGCAUGGGGAAGGAUUACUACAAGACGCUGGGCCUGGCGAAGGGCGCCUCGGAGGAGGACAUAAAGAAGGCCUACAGGAAGCAGGCUCUGAAGUUUCACCCCGACAAGAACAAGGACCCCGGGGCCGAGGAGCGCUUCAAGGAGAUCGCCGAGGCCUACGACGUGCUCAGCGACCCCAAAAAGAGGGAGAUCUUCGACAGGUACGGGGAGGAAGGCCUAAAAGGAUCCCCCGGCGGCGGUGGCGGAUGCGGUUCCAACGGUCCUUCCUUCAGUUACAGCUUCCACGGAGACCCUCACGCCAUGUUCGCAGAGUUCUUCGGAGGCCGUAACCCGUUCGACAACUUCUUUGUACGAAACGAGGAGGACAUGGACACAGAGGAUCCCUUCUCAGGGUAUGGCAUGGGCGGCAUGGGAGGGUUCGGCCCCAUCGGCGGCGGCGGCUUCCCAAGAGGGCCUCCAGGCCGGGGUCAGCCCAUGAACAGGAAGCAGGACCCGCCGGUCAUCCGGGAGCUCCCGGUGUCUCUGGAGGAAGUCUUCAGCGGCUGCACAAAGAAAAUGAAGAUAUCCCACAAGCGCCUGGGGCCGGACAGGAGGAACAUCCACAACGAGGACAAAAUCCUCACCAUUCAAGUGAAGAAAGGAUGGAAGGAAGGGACGAAGAUCACGUUCCCCAAGGAGGGCGACGAGACCCCAAGCAACAUCCCCGCAGAUAUUGUGUUUGUGUUGAAAGACAAACCGCAUUCCGUGUACAAGAGAGAUUCAUCCAACGUGGUGUACACGGCCAAGAUCAGCCUGAGAGAGGCGCUUUGCGGCUGCUCAAUCAAUGUCCCCACGUUGGACGGACGCACGAUUCCUCUCGUCAUCAGGGACGUUAUCAACCCCGGGACCAAACGCAGAAUUCACGGAGAGGGACUUCCGUUGCCAAAAGCGCCAGAUCAGCGAGGCGACCUGAUUGUAGAUUUCGACAUCCGCUUUCCCGAUCGCAUUUCUGCCACUGCCCGCGAGACACUAGAGAGGGUUCUACCCGCGUAACGUGCCCGCCACCCCCUGACACACCAUAGACCAAAGCAGUACUGAAGGCUGCAAGGAGCGUCUUCAUGAC